Messenger RNA from Fusarium musae, 657 nucleotides. RefSeq lists its product as uncharacterized. NCBI's taxonomy places the organism in Eukaryota, Fungi, Ascomycota, Sordariomycetes, Hypocreales, Nectriaceae. The record is from RefSeq and is a predicted model, not a curated record. The coding region runs from base 1 to 657 and encodes 218 amino acids. Gene Ontology annotation, cellular component: membrane. The transcript is spliced from 2 exons.
AUGCAGAGCGUCUUGAUUCUCAUUGCGCCUGCGCUCUUUGCAGCGUCGAUUUACAUGAUCUUGGGAAGAAUCAUCCUCUUGACGGAGGGUGAACACCACUCGUUGAUCAGACGGAAGUGGCUCACCAAGAUCUUUGUAUUUGGAGAUGUUGCGUCGUUUAUGCUUCAAUCAUCAGGUGGCGGUCUCAUGGCCAUUGCAGAUCUCAGCAAAAUGGGUGAAAAGAUCAUCGUUGGGGGCCUUUUCGUUCAGCUCUUCUUCUUUGGUUGUUUCAUCCUCGUCAGCGCGGUAUUCCACAUUCGAAUGCAUCGAGACCCCACCCCAAGAUCCUUAGAAUCUCGCGUAAGGUGGCAGACAUAUCUCACGACACUCUACGUCACAGGAAUUCUGAUCUGGGUCAGGAGUUUGUUCAGGGUGGUUGAGUUCAUCGAAGGAAAUGAUGGGCACUUGAUGCGCAGCGAGGUUUGGGUAUUUGUGUUUGACGGUAUGCUGAUGCUGCUGGUGUUGGUAUGGAUGAAUUGGUUCCAUCCUGGCGAGAUCGGACUCCUGAUCAGGGGAGAGAGAAGCAUCACGAAUGGACUUGAGCUGGUCAAGAUGCGAGGAUCGGGGAGAAAGAGACUCGAUACCAUGGAGAGUCUAUCGUCUGAACAUCGUGUUUGA